AUGGGUAACCGAAGCAUCCCCUCUCUGUUCAAGGAGCAACUUGGCAAGGUGCCGCCGUUGGAGAAGUACGACUUGACAGGCAAAGUCGUUUUGGUGGUUGGUGCCAAUACUGGGCUGGGAUGGGAGGCAGCAAGACAUUUCGCGACCAUGAAUCCCGCACGUUUGUUGCUUGCGUGUCGAAGCAAGGAAAGGGGCACUGCCGCUAUAGAAAGAAUCAAGGAGGUUACUGGCUUCGAACGUGCCGAGCUAUUGCUUGUUGAUCUGAGUAGCUUUGAUUCGGUCAAGGCAUUUGCAGACCGAUUUGAGCAGGAGGUCGAACGAUUGGAUAUCCUCGUUAAUAAUGCCGCUGUGUCCCUUCCCCGGUAUGAGGACACUGAAGACGGCUGGGAGCAAAAUCUUCAGGUCAAUUAUAUCUCUCCUACGCUACUCCUUUUGCGCCUGCUCCCGAAGUUGGUGAAGACAGCAGAGGCAUUCAAGACCACUCCGAGGGUGACCAUCGUCGCUAGCGGUAUGCACCAGUUCGGAGAAAUACCGAAAGGCGUCUUUGGCCAAUCGUCUGUACUUUCCGCGUUGUCGGGCAAAGAGAAAUAUACUCCCCUGGACGCUAACGCGCGUUAUUGUUUAACAAAACUUCUAAACGUUUUGAGCACGCUAUCCUUCAACGAUCAUGUAUCCCCCUCCAUCGCUGUCAAUAGUGUCGAUCCUGGGUUCUGCUAUUCCGAGUUACGCCGUGACCUGCCGUUUGGGAUUCGUAUGGUGACACAAUUCUUCGAAAAGAUCGUUGCGCGUACCGCAGAGGAGGGUUCACGUCAACUCGUCUGGGCCGCAUUAGCGAAAUCCUCUGAGGAAGAGUUGAUGAAGGGGGCAUACGUUACAUCGAUGGAAGUCAGGGAACCCAGUGAUUUUGUCGUUGGCAAGAAAGGCAAAGACUUCAGAGAGGAACUUUUCACGGAUACGCUUAAUAUUCUGUCGGCCGUUGAUCCAAAAGUCAAACCCAUCCGUGAUCAGUAUUUACAUUGA
Pleurotus ostreatus (oyster mushroom) is the source of this 1020-nucleotide messenger RNA. RefSeq lists its product as uncharacterized. The record is from RefSeq and is a predicted model, not a curated record. NCBI's taxonomy places the organism in Eukaryota, Fungi, Basidiomycota, Agaricomycetes, Agaricales, Pleurotaceae. The transcript is spliced from 6 exons. Bases 1 to 1020 code for a protein of 339 amino acids.